AUGUAUGUUAUUUAGUGAAGAAGAAGAGGAAGAUUGAAAACGAUGCCUUCUGGAAACUUCAAAAUGUACAGUUGGCAAUAUUAUUCAGUGCGUCAAAAACUGUGAUGGCGGACGAGAGCAGUGGUUUGUGGAACAAUUUACCCAGCAUUAUUAUUGUUGAAAUAUUUUCCUUAUUAAGCGUAAAAGACCGUCUAAAUGCAUCUUCUACUUGUAAAGCUUGGAGGGGCAACCUUUUCCAUCCAAAACUUUGGCGAAAAGUCGUAUUCCAUUUAAACAGCUGUGAUAAUCCCAAGACAGUCAACAACAAUCAAAAUGACGGGGCCAGAUUCCUCUCGAAGCGCUGCGGGCAUUUUGUUCAAGAAGUUGUCAUAGAACUUAACUCUUUAAAUCCACGAGAUGUUCAGCGCUGCAAAGAAGUUUUACGAGUGCUUUCUAGCAACAAUAAUCUGCGUGCAUUGUCCAUCAAACCACUGAGCUCUCGGCUGGAGUGGGUCGACUACGAUGACACUUUCUCACUUGACGAGUAUAUUGAAUACUUAUGCAAAAUUAUUCAGCAGGCACGUUGCUUGGAGCAUUUAUCACUGGGUUUUAUUGAAGAACUUCUAGAUGUGUCAGAUCACCUCCUCUGCAUGCUCACUGAAAACCAAGCACUCUGUAUCAGAUCUCUUCAUCUCUCAAGUAUUAAAGAAGUUCCAGAUAACUAUUUUGUCAACACUAUGAACAGUUCUAUGUUUAAGUCAUUUUUCAGACUUGAAUUUCUUAGUAUUGACUACGACUACAUGAACGAUCAACUUCUCGACGUGCUCUCUCAACCUCAAAAGCGGCCUCUCCGUCGCCUCAGCAUUCACGUACAUUCCUUUUACUAUCCGUUUCGAAAGGUCGGCGAUGCUGCCUGGAAUUUGCUUCGAUCUCACAGUCCAUGCCUAGAAGUCACAUUGAAUCUGUUGCAUUUCCACAGUUCUUACUUGUUCAUUCAUAACAUUCUGAGCAGCGAGAUGCCGCUGGCGCAUUUCAGGGUCUACUUCUCCUCUGGUUUUAAUGUCGAGAUACUCACUGAGAUAGCUUUUCUCAAUGAAAGUUCUCUCAAGUCUAUAGUUCUUGUAGAUGAGUUAAAUGAAUCAUCUAAUCAUGGCAUACAGAGCAUUGAUCCACUCAUAAUGUUGGCCUGGAAGUGUAAAAAGUUAACAUACAUGAAAAUCAUAGGUUAUGAAGUUAAUGCUGACAGCUUGAUUGCUAUCUCCAGACUUCGUGGAACUGAAUUAAAAGAUUUAUUGGUUCCCGUUUGCUGCCUCUCUACCCUUCAGAUCGAAGAGAAUGCAUCAGUGAGCAGAUCUCGGGCACUUGCCGAAAUGACAGAGCAAGUCAGUUUUAGCUUGCAACGAAAUUGGCGUCCAAUGACUUACGACGAACUUCCACUAGCUGUCCGCAACGUCGACGUGGAUGCUGACGGAGCAUACCUGGAGGAGCUCCUCGAGGACCAGACGUGGUGAUGACUCUCCAAAUAUUUUACCUAUUACUAGUCAUUGCGAAAAAGGGUGUUUAUAUUUAUGCAUAUAUAUAUAUAUUUAAACAAACAAAAAAAAUAUGUUGCCCAGAUCUCUGACAAGCUUAUUAGCAAGUAAAGAUAAUCCCAAAUUUUAUACUUAAAAGAUUAGAUUAGAUUAUCUUUUUGUUUCCAAAAUUUUAUCUCUUUUAAGAAAUAUAUCCAAUGCCACUUGAUAUAUUUUGAUUUUCCCUGGUGUUUUUUCUUGAGGCGAUAGUGGAAGGCUUUGUUUGAGGACCACAGCAGAGUGGCGCUCAAAUUGUAGACUUCUUGUGAUUACAUCUUAAAAAAUGCAUCCUUUUUAAAUGCGCACACUCUUCCAUCUUUUAUAUCUGUCCAUCUAAGCUGAGGGGAAAGUGCAAACACCACUUUAUAUAUAUGUAUAUACUAAUUGUUAACAUUCCAUUAGCAUUUGAUGUUCCUGUUGACAUCUGGGUAGAGUCCAAUCUCAGGGAGAGACUCCGAGAUGACCCCGUGGAGUCCAGAGGGUUUUCAAAAAAAAAAAAAAAAGUGCCAACUUUGGUAUGUAUUUACAUCCAAAUAUAUAUAUUUAUUCUUUCCCCUUAAGUGAUGAUCUUUUGGUGCUGACCGUGUGUAAAUAAAGCACAGACAGAGGAAAGUUCUCUUGAGCGAUUUAAGAUCUGUAUAGAUAAUUAUUUAAAUGCCCCCUUUUAAAAGGUAUUUUUAGAUGUGCAUUGUUUGUCAUGCGUGUUUUAUUUUUUAAGAUCUGUAGUGUUUUUUUAUUUACAUUAAUAUUAUUUUAUUGUGAUAUCACCUGAAAAGGAAAUGAUAAUGUGGGGCCCUUUUUGGUGGCUUCCAAAAAAAAAAAGAAAGUUAUAUUUACAACAUUUGAGAUCUUUUACAUCUGAUGAGAGUGACCCUGCUGACCAUGUUCUUGUUGUUAUUGUUUAUUUUUCUUUCUCCAAUCUGGGUAUGUGUGGUGAUUAUCAAGAUAAAAAGGGGAAAUAAAUGUUACAUCUGUGAAAAUUGUGUGAUAGUUAUUUAGAAUUUACAAUUUGUGUAAUGACAAGUCCGCCGAAAACACCUUGUAUUUUAUCGAGAUAGCUGUGAUAUUGAGGCGAACUUUAGAUCUAUAGAAGUGCAAUGCAUAAUGUGCUCUAACACCAAAUCUGCUCAUGGAUCGCCAUCGUGGGAGUGCUGUCACAAGCAGCUGAAGCUGUAAUUAAUAUUUUUAUUGUAUGGACAAAGUAAUUAGAUCAUUCACUAAUUGUACAGUAUUAUUUUUAAAACUGCUAUUUUUUUCGCCGAAUUUUCUCAAAAGUUUUUUUUUUCUGUCUAAAAAAAUUACUCUUUCCUUUCUCAAAUUUCUAUAUUUUGAAAUUUCAGACUGUAGCAGAGUUGACUUGGUUUAAAUCAAGUUUGAAAUCUGAAUUUAAAUCACUUAAUUUUUUUGAAAAAAUCAUUGAUUUAAGCAAAUUGAUUUUUUAAAAAAUAAAUUUUAAGUCAAAUAUUUUUAUACAUUAUUAUUUAUAAAUAUAUUCCUUAAGGGGAUUCUUUUUAAAGGUGAAAUUCAUUAAUAAGGAAGUUUUUAUCGAAAGAAAUAAUAGAAAGAGAAUGUAUUAUUACUAAACAAAUCAAAUUAAAGACUAAAAGUGGUUUGAAAUUGUUAAAUUAUAUUUUUUUUUAUAAGCUCUGUUUAAAUUAAUUUGCUGGUAAGAAGCGUAUUUCAAUUAUACCCAGUCAGUGUCUUGUUUAGUUCAAUACAAGUGCUAGUAAAACGUAUUAAAUAUGUAGUUAUUGUAAAUCAGUAACCUGCCAGAUAAACUUAAAUAAUUAUUUUUAACGUAUUUUGAUCGAAAACCAAUUAACUCUUCAUUGGAUAUCUGACAAUAAAUUGCCUUUUGCACUUUAAAAUUUUAGGAUGUUAAGCUUGAACAAUGAUUUUAUUUUUAAUGAUGAGUUUAUUUUAUUUAUCUGUGAUUAGUUUGCAAUAAAUAAUAACUUUUGAAGCAUUUUAGUUAGAAAUAUCAACUAUUUUAACUAUAUUAUUGAUUUUAAGUAAUAUUAAGUAUUAUGAAUACAUUUUAUCAUAAUUUUGCAGAAAAAUAUAAAAAAUAUCAGAUUUUUAAAAAAAAAAAAAAAUUGAUUUUUGCCAACUCUGGACUGUUUUAACUUGUAAAUUAAUUUUACUUCAGUAUUUAUUUUUUUUCAAUCCAAGCAUGCUUACACUGAAAAUAAUUUACAAUAUGAUCAAUGCCUAUGCAAGGGAAUGACUAACUAUAAAUUUUUGUGUAUGUAGGAAUUUUAUUUUAGACUACAGAAAUCUUUUGAAUAAAACAGUCCCCAUUUCCUGAAGAAGUCUCACACUUUUUCUAUUUAAAUGUUACCUUUAUUUUUGACUGUUUUGGAGCAUUUUUUUUUUCUUUACAUUCAAAUUUACUUUGAAACAUUUUAGAAUCAAAUUAAAUUUCAAUUGCUAUUCUUUUAACAAUUCAAACCAAGAUUGUAUGGAUUUCUGAAAUAUUUUGAAAGCUUCUAAUUCAUAGGACUAUUUUUAAAGUCUUUUUUUCUUAUGAAAUUCUUUUAAUUUAAUUAUUCUUUUUCUUUUGUCCUGUAGUAAGAUUUAUCUACUCUUCAUUUUAGUAUGAAU
Parasteatoda tepidariorum (common house spider) is the source of this 4154-nucleotide messenger RNA. Its product is annotated as F-box only protein 33. Gene Ontology annotation, biological process: positive regulation of protein ubiquitination. Gene Ontology annotation, molecular function: protein binding. NCBI's taxonomy places the organism in Eukaryota, Metazoa, Arthropoda, Arachnida, Araneae, Theridiidae. The record is from RefSeq and is a predicted model, not a curated record.